AUGAGUAAAAGUCACAAGACUUUGACCCUGCGGCUGAGUUCCAUCCAGAAUCGACCAGAAAACAAGACUUGCUGUGAAUGCUCCUGCAGCAAUCCUAGCUGGGCCUCUCUAGCGAAAUCACCGCUAGCAGAUGCUCGAGAAGAUGAUCGUCUUGGCGCCUUUAUAUGUUAUGCUUGCUCAACGGCACACAAACAGUUGGGAGAAAGUCUCUGCACUGUAAAGAGUAUUGCAGUGGGUUCCUGGACAAUGGCUGAUGUCAUGGCCAUGGAACGUGGAGGAAAUGAUGUAAUGAAUCAAAUCUUUGAAGCAACCUUGCCAACAGAAAGCUCAAGCUUAAAGCCCACCGAAUCGUCAGAAACGCCCGAGCGAUGCGCAUUUUUCAAUCUGAAAUAUGGAGAGCGAAAAUUUUACUGUCCGGAUACUGCCAGUCGGCUUAUCCUGCCAAAUCCCAGUCCAGCAGCAUCUAGUAGUGAUUCGCCUUCUUUGAGUGGGAGAAGGUCCGCUCUAUCGGCCUAUCGGCAAAGGUCUUUGCCCACACUGAGCUUGGACGAGCAUUUGAAUAGUAGUCCGAGUCGAUCAGGGAGACGUGGCGUACGUCGAGUCCAUUCAUCAGAUGAAGAUGAAUGGGAGCCUCUCUCACCAGUUAGCAUUGGUGUAUAUUCGAAUUCGAUGAGCACCAUUUCUACGAAAUCCACUCUCUUUACCAACAGCAGCAGGUCCAAUCGCCGGAUUCAAUUCAUCAAGGAGUCUCCGGUAAAGUCCUCCACUGGUCGGCUCAUCAAUGUUUCUCUCGAGUCCUUUAUCGAAUCAUCCAACAAUCUAGAUCCAAACAAUAAACGAAUGAGAAACAAUGGAUUGGACCUCAAUACUCCCCCGAUCAUGGAGGUCUCGGAUCGAAGACCCUCGUUACUGGACGAAAAGAACAAAGACACAAGGCCUAAAAUGUGUCAACGACACCGAAGCGAACGAAGCUUUUUAGCUGCUGGUGACUUGAACUCGGAAGAAGGAGCAAGUCGAAGAAGUAAUUUCUCAAGAGGAGGACGGAGGACACUCAGUCUCGAUGCUGACCAAGUCUUGUUGGAAGAGAGUGAUCACAAGGAUACGAGGCCAAAAAUGUGUCGACGACACAAAAGCGAACGGUCAUUUGCAGUCGGUGACUUGAACUCGGACGCAGGAAGUGGCAGUAAUUUUUCAAAAGAGUGGCGGGCGCCUAGCCUCGAUGCGGAUCACAAAGAUACGAGGCCUAAAAUGUGCCAACGACACCGAAGUGAACGAACCUUUGCUAGUACUGACUUGAUCUCAGAAGCAAGAAGCCGCAGUAAUUUACCCAAAGGACGAAGGACACUCAGUCUCGAUUCAGAUCAGAACUUUUUGGAGCAAAUAAUCGCCAGCGAACAACCAGCGACAGCAGAAGAUCAACAACCGGUUCGAAGGCGCCGAGGAAGCAUGGGCGGACGAAGAACCUCGCCCAUUCAAUCCUUAGAGAAUGGACCUGUUCGUCGCCGAGGAAGUAUGGGUGGACGUAGAACCGCGUCCAUUGAACAGCAAGAACCACUAUGCCUAGAGAAUGGACCUGUUCGGCGGCGAGGAAGUAUGGGUGGAAGACGAGUUUCGUCCAUUGAACGCUUGAAUCGUCGAACGACCAGUAUUGAUGAUUCUCAGCAACAAGGAAAGCGCAGGGCAAGUUUGAGCCGUCGAAACCUAAGCCUAGAUUCCGACGACAUUAUGGGAAGCCCUCAAGCACCCCGAACGCAACGUCGCAAUUCCAUCGAAUCCACUUCCCAGCGGGAACGGCCCAAGUACUCACGAGAUCUAAGCGCAUUGGACACGAGUGGACACCCUACGCCGGAAGCCCAGCCACGAGCAGCAUGGAUGGAGGGCAAGACUCCGAGGACUACUGGCCGGAGAAAAUCUGUCGGCGUGGAAAGUGGUACUACUACAAGACGAAAUUCCUUGACUGCUGGAGGAAUGAAUGGAUUGGACCGCUCGGAUCGAUCUCUUUCAAGUCAUGGUACCGGUCCAAGCAUCGUCCGUCGCGCCAAGCGAAACUUUGCUAGACAAGGAAGAAACGAGACGAAAGAGGCGAAGGGGGAACUCAGUGAUUCCGAACGUUCUUCUAAUGUUCGUCGAACAUAUUCAGGCGACAGCCUCAAGAACAGCAGUCACCAUAGGAGACAGGGUUUGAUCUCUGGUGACAAGCGACCAUCCUCACGAGGUUUGGACCUUCGCAACAGUCUUGGAGUUCCUCGAAUAAGGACCGAUUCCGAUAUGUCAUCCAGCCUAUUAGCAUCUACGCAAAGUGGCAGACGAAACAGUAACAUUGCGGUUCUGGGGAGGAACCAAAAUUCUAGGUCUGCGUCCAACAGCGAUUUGGCAUCAAAACUGGACUUCAUCGAUCGAGAAUCGAAUGGAACGAAUUCCAGUAGUAGCGGAAACAAUAAGGCUCCCGCCUCGCCUCUCACGACGUCCACGCGAAGGCCGCCACGAAGCUUACAUGUGGUGGUGUCUGCUGAUGGUGAUGGGGACCGCACCUUUGUCAGCACCGUCACGGGAAAUAGUUCCCUUGAAUCCCACUGGUCAUUGCACAAAGAGCGUUGGGAGGCAUAA
This is a messenger RNA of Cylindrotheca closterium, 2607 nucleotides long. The record is from the annotation of a GenBank genome assembly. Lineage: Eukaryota; Bacillariophyta; Bacillariophyceae; Bacillariales; Bacillariaceae.